Dreissena polymorpha is the source of this 3598-nucleotide messenger RNA. RefSeq lists its product as uncharacterized. The transcript is spliced from 11 exons. The coding region runs from base 139 to 1980 and encodes 613 amino acids. The record is from RefSeq and is a predicted model, not a curated record. NCBI's taxonomy places the organism in Eukaryota, Metazoa, Mollusca, Bivalvia, Myida, Dreissenidae.
CCAGUGUGUACAAGAUAGUCAUGCAAUAAAGCGUCUGCUGGUUCAGAGUGCGAAGAGUAGUCUCUCCUACAUCGUUCUGAUCAACAAACACAUAAUAGUUGUUUUCCGAAAGUCUAUGAAGUCCCUUACAUAUAAAAUAUGGAAUGGGUUGAAGAAAAGAUUAUUUUGCUUGAAUCUCACAAAGAAAGCCUGGAAAGAUCAAUCCAAGUGCUGAAAUCCAUGUUCAAGCCCUGGUCACCACAGGUUUCAGAGUCAGUUGUUCAGCACACAUCUGAUUCUACCCCUGCAUUACCAGAUGGUGCUGUUGCGGCAAAUGUAGCAGUGCUGUCUUCAGAAGAGGCAGCUGGUGUAGCGAUGGUGGAGAGAGUUCUCAGCAAGGCCCAGAGGGCAAGGGCGAUACAGCAGCGGCUGGAAGACCCUAAGAAGUCAAAAGUCAAAGUUUUACAUGUGUCUGAAAAACAAAAUCAACCAGCACUUCAUGUCGACUCUUUAAAGUCAGACUCAACACAAAGAGGUGAAUCAGUCAAAACAAAUAAUGUAAACUGUGUGAUACAUGAUACCAGACCCUCCAACCAUGGAACAGAUAAUAACCAAAAUGGGAAUAAAACAAAGAUGGGAAAUGCUUAUUCCGGUCAAAGGGUCCAAUCUGUCAGUGUUAAGUCUGACAGUUCACUAAGAUCAAAGGUAUUGCAUAGACCUCAAAGUGCUUCAGGGGUCAAGCAGGUCACGGGGGCUCACACCAGUGCACCAUUCCAAACAAAUUCACGCAACAACAUGUCGGCGAUGCAGUCAACCUACAGAGCUAGCACUACCAGUGUCAUCCGUAAGACAAAGCAAGAAAAAGAGAAAAGUGCUUUAGGAGCAAAAAGAGAACCUGUUAAAUCCGCAACAGUGAAUAAUUCAAACAGUGGUUCACAUAGUAGUAUAAAUAAUGCCAAACAGAGCAAGCAGUGCAUGCAUGACAAACCCUCUAUUAAUGGGGAUGCUGUUGACCUGAAUGCUGGAACAGGCAAGAAGUGGGAAGAAACUAUGGGAGAUAUCAUCCCUGAAUCUAGGGUGAAUACUAAUCCAGACACAAACAGAACAAAUACAAAAGUUGAAAGUGACAGUGCCAAUGUUGUUGAAGGACUGAGUAAGCUUACUCUCAAUGAACAAUCUAAUAGAGGAACAAGAAAAAGCAAGGAGCAGGAAUUGGAACCAAAGUUGUUUACUUUGUCCAAAAAUGGAAAGGAUUUGAAGGUUCCUGUGAGGUUGAAGAAGUUAGCACACAAGUACAAUAAGCUGCAACUGAAGCUACGCACAGACAAGUUGACUCAAAAAGUGGACACACCCCACCCUGCUUCCACCUUUCUGUCACAAGUGGAGCAAACGUUUGCAUCAGGGGUAGAUUUGAUGUGUCAGCUACAUGCCAGACAAGCCCAGUACAUGCUAAAUGUGUACACAAACCUUCUGGACGUGGUCAACAGUCUGCACUUGGACACCAUAUCAGAGAGUUCACACCCUGCAGAUGUGCUACGUGCAAAAGUUUUGAUGGAAUAUGUGCUGACCAUGUUCCAGGAAACAGAGAUGCUACUGCAGAAGUCAGACUUCAGUGCUUUGAAAUCUGCUGACAUUCAGGAAAAUGAUGUCAAUACUUUAUCUACAAGUGUUGAUUCUUCUUCAGAGUGGGUGUGGUACUCACCCAGUAGGAAAUCAGUUGCCUCCAGAUCUCGUUCCUGUCUCCAGUACAGCAGCUACAGUGACUUGGAGCUCUACAUGUCGGCAGUAUUCAGGUUACAGAUGCUGCAGCUGCAGAGAGACUCCCAGGCACACAUUGCCAGUGAAGUCCUGACUCUACUUGAGGCCUUGGACCCUACAGCAAGUGAUUACAUCCCAGUUCUAAGAGCGUCCUACUCCAUGCUGUCCAGAAACCCCAGCAGAAUGCCAGUCAUCAUCCAGGACACGAUUGGUGGGGAUGAGACAAUAGAGGAACACAGCUGACAUCAGUCAUUGUGUGGUAGAUUUCAUCUGGCAACUGCUCAGGGAUAAGACUGCUCAGUUCAAUAAGCCAAUUGUGAUGUGAUCUUUGGUUAAGAUUUUUUUAUGCCCCCGAAUCGAAUGAUCGGGGGUAUAUUGUUUUUGGCCUGUCUGUCUGUCUGUCAUUGUGUGUGUCUGUCACUUAACUUGCACCUUGGUCAUAACUUUUGCAAUAUUGAAGAUAGCAACUUGAUAUUUUGCAUUUAUGUGUAUCUCAUAGAACUGCAAAUCUUCAAUGGUGAAAAAUCAAGGUCAAAUAUAUGGCUUCAAAGCGGCGCAGUAGGGGGCAUUGUGUUUCAUAAACACAGCUCUUGUUUUUACAUAUGGUGCUACUUCAAGUGUACUUGCAGUUUUCUUAAUGAACAAUAUUUAAACAUCAUGUUUUGCAUAUGUUGUAAUCGUUUAAUGUUAAAAUAAAGUUUGUUGCUUACAAGUUUUAUCAAUGUUAAACCACUGAUACAAAUUGCAACUGAUUGACAACUUGCUCUGUUUACUUAAGGUAAUUAUUGUUGAUAAUGAAAGUUCUGUCUUUCUUCUUCUUUCUGUAAUUUUGAAAUAAUUGAUGUUGUUGAGUGAACAUAAAUAUCAUAACAAUUAGAUAUACAGUCAAACCUGAGAACAGCGGUCAGUCAAGGGAAAUGACCAAAGUGACCGUUGUCCACAGGUGACCGUUGAAUUCGGAUCACAAUUUUUAGAUGGUUUGUAAGUUGGUAGUAUUGCUAUGUCGUUACCCAACCCAGUCGUUUGCAAACAGUGUAAAACAAAGGCUCAUUGCUGUUAACUAAGCAUAAAAACAGAAAUAACUUAUGUGUGUACAUUGAAUAAUACAGAAUAAUAUCUUAUAGAUUGAUUUAAUUUCAUCUUGUUAAAAUUAAGCAAUAACAUUAUCAACGCUGGUAUGAUUGUUUACUCAUGCAUCUCGUUCAUUCAGUAAAUAAAGUUUGUCACGUGCCGUUGACGUCACGGCCGUACAAGUCUAAAAAAGCGAUUCACUGUCAUAAACCGAUAGUACGGUGUAAUUGUAUUGUGAAAGUACCAUGUACUAAUAAGCGGUCAUUUAAUUACCGAUAAUUACUUUAAACGUGUCACAAACUCUGACAUAUUUUCUUUUGAAGAUACCCCCACAAUUAUCCCCGGAAAACAAACCGUCUCAACACCUUAUUAUUAGUUUACUUGCAGCAGGCCGCUUUUAUAAUAUUAAAGACAAUAACCGCUUUCAGACGCUUUAACCACAAAAUAGACGGACAAAUGAUGUGCUGUGUUUUUAAUUUCCGCGACUUGAGAAGACUGACGCAUGACCGUUGAUUUCAGGUCAAGCACGAAUUUCGGAGUGGAAUAUAGUGGCCGUUGGCCGUUAUGGCCAGGUGGCCGUUAAAUUCAAGUGUAAUAUAGAGUGUUUUUUGUCAGAUUGAUUCCAGACUGACCGUUGUCUGCAGGUGACCGGUAAAUUCAGGUGGCUGUUAGGUCAGUUUCGACUGUAUUACUAACUGUUCACAUUGAUUCAUACCGUAAGGAUAUAAAAAUGUAUGUUUUGUUAUUUUAUAUUUCUGCCUAUUGUCAAUAAAAAUAUAUUUAUGAUAAA